GUCACAGCGCUGCACAGGUCAUGUCAAUGCAUGAAUGGUGGAGUAACAGGACCUUUACUUUCUUAGAAUUUUUUUUGGUUUCUAUUCGUUUGUUUUGCGCCUUUGACUCAGCACAAUGAGCAGGUGCGGUUUAAAUAACAUCUGGUUUAAUUCAUGACAUUUACUUCAGGUAGCUAGCUUGUUAAGCUAACCUAACGUUAUAGCAUAGUCUCAGCUGUCAUUCAUGCACUUCAAGUUCAGCUGAAGUUAGCUAAAGUUACCCAUUGUAACGCGUCCGAUAAGCUGGUAUCAUGUCACAGGAGGAGCUUUAUCUCGACUCAGCACCGGCAGGAGAGUUAAAGAGCGAUGUAACGGAGAAAAAGAGCCGAAGUCGACUCGGUCUCGUCGUCACGGGGGUGCUGGGAGGGUCGCUGGUCGCCCUGUACGCAGUGGCUGCACCGUUUGUCGCUCCUGCCCUGAGAAAAGUCUGUCUCCCGUUUGUCCCAGCGACCACAGCUCAGGUGGAGAAUGUCCUCAGGGUGCUGCGAGCCAGAUCAGGGACCCUGGUUGACAUUGGGAGUGGAGAUGGAAGGAUAGUGAUAGCUGCAGCCAAGCAUGGCUUUCAGGCAUCAGGCUUUGAGCUGAACCCCUGGCUGGUGUGGUAUUCUCGCUAUAAGGCCUUGAGAGAGGGAGUCCACCGCUCCACCUCCUUCCACAUCUCCGACUUGUGGAAGGUCAGUUUUGCACAAUAUUCAAAUGUCGUCAUUUUUGGAGUCCCUCAAAUGAUGGAACAGCUGGAGCUGAAGCUGGCAAACGAGUUACCGAGUACAGCCAAGGUGGUGGCCUGCCGCUUUCCCUUUCCCACUUGGGUCCCUGAACAUAUCGCCGGGGAGGGCAUAGACACUGUGUGGGUGUACGAUGCCAAGACAUUUAAAACACACAUACAACAUGGAAUGACAAAGAGGACGACACCAGAGCAUGAAGACACACCAGAGUCACACACAUAAAUGCCAACUCUCAGAUGUUGCUUUUAAGUUGUCAUCAUGCUUUGCAACCCUGGGACAGUCCUUUAUUUAUGUUUUUUUUAAUCCAUAAAAUUUCUACUCUGAAGUGGACCUGAAAUGGCUGGAAAAGACUGAUGUUCAUUUUUUUCAUGUGCUAGUAGGGAAAAUAACCUGAUUGGCACUGACUUGAUGAGUGGCUACACUUAUGUUAAAGUCAUAGGAUUAUCAGCCUCCAUGUCUGCAUUCCUGCACACUCAUGCUUAAAGCAUGACAAUUAUCAAAUAGGCAUUUCAUGUUUGAUACAUUUGUGAUGCUCAAAACCAGACCAGGGGUUAAAGAGAGCUUAAAUGGUAAUGACUUUAGAAAGUAGGAAGAAGUGCACCUUCCAUGAAUUGUUGCAUAAAUUAUUCCUAGAAAGUUGCAGUACAUGUUGAAUUGUUUAUCCUUUACAAACAGGCAAAGCAUUUGAUAAAUGACUUGCAAAUGUGGCAAGCCUGUCUCACAGAAGACUGUCCACCACGUUGUUUUGUAUACUAUCUGCAGAAAACUACUGCACUGUGUGCUAUUUUUAGACUUGUGUAUUUAUAAAUA
Messenger RNA from Epinephelus fuscoguttatus (brown-marbled grouper), 1574 nucleotides. It is a transcript of the gene atpsckmt, whose product is annotated as fATP synthase c subunit lysine N-methyltransferase. The transcript is spliced from 4 exons. Lineage: Eukaryota; Metazoa; Chordata; Actinopteri; Perciformes; Serranidae. Gene Ontology annotation, biological process: peptidyl-lysine trimethylation; regulation of mitochondrial ATP synthesis coupled proton transport; positive regulation of proton-transporting ATP synthase activity, rotational mechanism. Gene Ontology annotation, molecular function: protein-lysine N-methyltransferase activity. The coding region runs from base 291 to 986 and encodes 231 amino acids. Gene Ontology annotation, cellular component: mitochondrion. The record is from RefSeq and is a predicted model, not a curated record.